Messenger RNA from Ostertagia ostertagi, 312 nucleotides. Lineage: Eukaryota; Metazoa; Nematoda; Chromadorea; Rhabditida; Trichostrongylidae. The record is from the annotation of a GenBank genome assembly.
AUGCAUGACUGCAUGAGAAGCCCUCCUUUCUGCUAUUGGCAAGAAGGUAUGAACUACUGGAAUACAGACUGCGGAAACUACUACGGGGCUAUAAUUUACUUCUGCUCUUUCUACCUUAUUAUAACCUAUAUCGUAAGAAACCUGCUAGUGGCCAUCAUCAUGGAGAACUUCUCCUUAUUCUACUCAAGCGAAGAGGAUGCUUUGCUCAGUUAUGCUGACAUUCGAAACUUCCAGCUAGUUUGGAACAUGGUGGACCGUGAGCAGAAACGAUCGAUACCGGUUGGCAGAGUCAAAUUUCUGUUAAGGUUGCUG